Molecule: messenger RNA, 8444 nt
Organism: Pogoniulus pusillus (Red-fronted tinkerbird)
Lineage: Eukaryota; Metazoa; Chordata; Aves; Piciformes; Lybiidae
Gene: FRMPD3
Product: FERM and PDZ domain containing 3
Exons: 15
Coding region: 99-5252 (1717 amino acids)
Cellular component (GO): cytoskeleton
Molecular function (GO): protein binding
Source: RefSeq, a predicted model, not a curated record
GGCAGCACACUUUGGCACGUGCAAGCAGGGUCCCAUCUCUGCCACGCUCACCUUCAGGAGCCCAGCUGGUGUCCUGACACGCGCAGCGCAGCCAUGUGAUGCCGGAGGAGCGCAGUGGCGAUGAUAUGGAAUGUGGGCAGCUGCCUCCGGACACGCUCCGACAAGUGACGGUCCAGAGACACCCCCAGCUCGGGUUCGGCUUCGUGGCCGGCAGUGAGAAGCCGGUGGUGGUGCGCUCGGUGGCAGCAGGCGGCCCCUCUGAGGAUAAACUCCUGCCAGGAGACCAGAUCUUGGCCAUCAAUGAUGAGGACGUGAGUGAAGCCCCCAGAGAGAGAUUCAUCGAGCUUGUCAGGAAGGCCAAGGAUUUCAUCAUCCUCACGGUCCUGCACACCCACCAGUCUCCCAAAUCUGCUUUCAUCAGCGCAGCCAAGAAGGCGAAGCUGAGGUCCAACCCCGCCAAGGUCCGCUUUUCAGAGCAGGUGACAGUCGGUGAGACAGACCCAGACAUGUUGAAGAAAGAAGCUCUCCUCCUCAUUCCCAACGUGCUGAAGGUUUUCCUGGAGAAUGGGCAGAUCAAAUCCUUCACGUUUGAUGGCAGAACCACCGUGAAGGACGUGAUGGUGACAUUGCAGGACCGCCUGUCCCUGAGACACAUUGAGCACUUUGCCCUGGUCCUGGAGUAUUCCAGCCCGGAGCAGAGCCACCGCUUCCUGCUGCUCCAGGACAAGCAGCCGCUGGCCCAUGUCGUACAGAGGACGCACUACCACGGCAUGAGAUGCCUCUUCCGUGUGAGCUUCUUCCCCAAGGACCCGGUGGAGCUGCUGCGCCGGGAUCCUGCAGCAUUCGAGUACCUGUACAUCCAGAGCCGCAACGAUGUGAUCAGAGAGCGCUUCGGCACAGACCCUAAGCCGGAGAUGCUGCUGGGGCUGGCUGCCCUCCACAUCUACAUCACCGUCUCAGCCACGCGCCCCAGCCAGAAGGUCUCCCUCAAGAACGUGGAGAAGGAGUGGGGCCUGGAGCCCUUCCUGCCCCCCUCGCUCCUUCAGCUCAUCAAAGAGAAGAGUCUGCGGAAAUCCCUCUCGCAGCAGCUCAAAGCCCACCAGAACCAGCCUGGUAGCGCCAAGGUCUCCACAGCCCAGGCGAAGCUGCAGUACCUGAGGAUCUUGAACGAGUUGCCCACCUUUGCUGGGGUCCUCUUCAACACAGUGGGACUGGACGAGAAGCAGCCAGCCACCACGCUUCUGGUGGGACCCCGCCAUGGCAUCAGCCAUGUCAUCGACCUGAAGACCAACCUCACCACAGUGCUGUCAGAGUUCAGCAAGGUCAGCAAGAUCCAGCUCUUCAGAGAGAACCAGGGAGUGGCCCGGGUGGAGACAAGCAUCCUGGAUGCCAAGCCGCUGGUGCUGCUGAUGGAGUGGCCUGAAGCCACCAACUUCGCCUGCCUGAUCGCAGGCUACUGCCGUCUGCUGGUGGACUCCAAGAAGAUGAUCUUCUCCAGGGCCCCCAGCCAGCCGCCCCCACCUCAGAUUAUCAAGGCAGAUCACAUCAACGCACACAGCCUCCAGCAGCCCGCUGCAGCGGGGCACACGGGAAGGAAGGAGAGUGGCUCGGUGGAUGGCUCUGCCGCCAGCGCCGGAGCAGCAGGGGCUCCAGCCUCCAGGGCGUCCGACUCGGAGCUCAUCAGCUUUUGCUACCUGCAUAUGCGAGAGCAGAGGAAGGAAAGGGAGAGCAGGACGGACAUCAACGAAAACCUGAUUUUCUUUGAGGAGACUCGCCCCAGGACCAAAUCUGACCCCACUUCCAAAAGCUCCGGCCAGGGCUACAAUGGAACAGCAACAGAGUAUGACCCAGACGGCCUUGGCCGAGACAGGCAGACGAGCAGGGCCAGGGCGCACACCAUAGACACCCACCUGUGGACCGACGCCUCGCACUUCUACUGCGAGUCCUGCCAAGCCAAGAUCAAGAGCCGCCUGGCCGCCGGCAAGGGGGGCAAGGCUGGCGGCGGCCGCGACACUAUGGUGGACUUGAUGUCGCUUCCCCCUCCCGGGAGCGACGAGGAAGAGGAUGAGACCACGUCCUUGCUCCCUGCCAUCACCGCCCCACCUCCUGGCUUCCGAGACAACAGCUCAGACGAGGACGACCCCAAGCGCCGGGCGGCUGCGCAGAGCCAGGAGCAGGGCCGGCACCUCUGCAGCAUCCUCUACGACGAGAUCCCUGUCACGCUGAUAGACAACGUGCAGCCGCGGACGGUGCGGGACCACGCCCAGGAGCUGGACGAUGCUCUGGUGUCCACCCUGCAGGCACUGGAAGCCCUGGCUGCUUCGGAGGAUUGCCCACACCCCCCACCACAGCAGACAGCAGGUCUUAUUGUCCUCGCUGCCAUCACUCCUGAGUCAUCCUUGGAUUCUGGCCAUGAAACCAAUUCCUCAGAGCUAACUGAUGUCUCGGAGAUGGUCUCUGCUAUGAAGCAGCAUCAGAAUGCAGCCUACUUCCUCGCACAACACAUCAACAAAGAAAACCUUCUGGCCAGAAAGGACUUGCCUUUCCGAAUCCAGAGCUGUGCUGCCCAGGCUGUUCUCACCUCGCCCUACCCCCUCAGCCGCCAGGAGCCGAGCCCUUUGCUGAAGCCAGCAGCAUUCUCACCCCAAAGCCCCAACCUUACCAACUGCAAGAGCAAACAGCAGCAGCAGCACGCCGAGCGGAGCCGCAGCUUGGAUGGCCAGCCACUGCUGACCCCCCAGCUUACUGAGCAGAACAGGGGGGCUCCAGUGCCAGGCUCUGAAUGCAAAGGUGCAGGCCACGCAAAAGCUGCCUUUGAGGUAUCUCUGCAUGCCCCAGCAGCCUCGAGCAGAGAGCAGGCACAAGAUCUACAAGAGAAGAUACCCAAAGAGGUCCAGCCAAGCUCCAAGCUCCUCCUGGAUCAAAAAAGUGGGGUAAGUCCAGCCAUCAUCUCAGCUGCUCUGCAGCAAGUGGCUAAUGCAAAAGGGUCAGCUCCACAAGUGGCAGCAGCCUCAAAAGAAGAGCAGAACAUGAAUGGUACUAGCAGCUGUGCAUCAUCCAGCAGCAAGCCUUCGAAACCUAGAGGAGGUCCACAAACUGCAGAGACAUUAUGCAACUGUCAGCAGCAGCAGCAGCAGCAGCAGCAGCAGCAGCAGCAGCUCUCUCCGCAGCAGCACUGUGAAGUUUCUCCAAGCCCUAAAGAAGCUCAUGGCAGCAAGGCUGAAGCUUUCCACCUCACCUCAGCAGGUGAGGAAAUGCUGCCCAGUAAGACUUUUGCCUCUAAAAGCUACCAGCAAAAAGUGAGUAGAGAAGAUCCAGGCAAAGCUGCAAGCAGAGAGCCAGUUCAGAAGGCAGGUGGGGAAGCCACAAGCCUCGUCUUUCAGAAACACACAGCUCCUUCAAACCAAGGACAGAAAAUGCAACAGGAAAGUUCAGCCAAAAGCUUAAAAGCUGAGAGCAGCAACCUGCACUCUCCAUCACCUAGUAGCACUUUCAGGAGCACCAGUGAGGAACCCAAAGGGCCAAUCCAGCUGGUGUCCAGACCCGAGAGCCUGCAGGUCAGCACAGUGCCUUCCAAGAAAGUAGAAAAAGCCCUGGAGGUGACCCAGCAAGGUGCUGGUGUCCCAGCUAAAGCCAAAGCUCAAAAGGCUCCCUUCAGGUUGAGGAACCUGUUCUCUGCGACAUUUCCAACGCGGCUGAAGAAGGAGACAGACGAGAGGCAGGCUCAGCUGCAGAAGGUGAAGCAGUAUGAGCUGGAGUUCCUUGAAGAGCUGCUCAAGCCAAAGAGCAAAGGUGACCUCCCGCCACAGGAGUACCUGCACCCUCCCGCCCCGGGGCGCUGCAGCUGCCAGCUCAGGAGCAGUCCUGUGCAGAAAGUCCCGGGGAUGUCCAGGGAACAACGGCGCAGCUGCGACUGCAAGCGGCUCUGCAGGGGGGUGAGGCCGCCGCCCAACCAGCUGCUGAUGGCAGAGCUGGAGCGGCAAGGGAGGGACACAGUCAGCGACGAUCAGAAGCAAGCAGAAGCCGCCAGGCUGCCGGGGGCGAGCAGCCCUUCCAAAGGCAGGCGGAUCCGAUCCACAAGCCUGGAGUCCCGGGAGUGCCGGUCGGAGCCAGAGCACAGCGUGUCCUGCCUGGCCACCUGCGCGUCCCGCGGCGAGUGCGUGGGGGCGCCGCACUACAGGAAGCUGCUGCGGCGCUACAGCGUCAGCGAGAUAGACAAGGCUGAGCUGGAGUCCCUGUCCUCGGACAUCUGCCACAACAGCUACACCCCCAAGCAGAAGGCACCCCAGACAGAGCCCGAGCCCACCGUCCUGUGUCCCGCUCUGAAGAGCAAAAUCCAGGAAGCCUCUGCCGUGGCUGACCCCUCCUACGUCCAGCUAGCGCAGGAGAAAAAGAACCAGAAGGGUUCAGCGGUGUUCUCUGUCCAGGAAGAGAUGUAUCCAAGACUCGCUGAGCUGCAGGAUGAAGACGUGGAGGAUGAGAAGUGCUGCUCCAUCCGGUACUGCUUCUACUACAGGAAAUGCGACGUUGCAGAUGAUGGGAGCGAGAAGGACGAGCUGUCCUAUUCCAUCCCCAUGCAGAUACUCCCAGGGAUGAAGCUGGACAAUCAGAUGGUCCCAGUCAUGAGCAGGACGCUUCAGGUCCUAGAUGCAACAGCCUGCAGCAGUUCCAUUGACAGCCAGACCCAGGAAAUAGACCUAAGGACCUCCAGUUUUGAGGGGAGCCUGGCAAAGAUCAACACCCUCCGAGGCCAUGCCUACAGCUUCCCCAAUGGGUUCCUGCAGGUGCAGCUGGACACCAACGAGCUCCUGACUAUCCUGAGGCAGUGUGUGACGAGCCCUGACGUCCAGGACUGCAAACCCUACAUCUCCCAGCUGGCUGAGUACAAGCAAGAGCUUGCCCUUAAAUUCAAGGACUUCCGUGCCUCCUGCCGCCGUGUGGCAGCCGUGGACAAGAGCCCUACCCACAUGCUGUCUGCCAUCACAAGCAGCUUCCAGGUGCUAAGCAGCCUCGUCGAGACCUUCGUGAGGCUGGUGUACGUCGUGCGCUCGCAGUCCCAGCGCCAAGAGCUGCUGACCAAGGUGGAGGAAGUGGUGAGAAACUACACCUUCCUCCUCAAGGCUGCAGAGGAGUCCACAGCCAGAACGCUGAGCCACCAGCAGGCGGUGGAGCAGCUCGCCCACCAGUCAGCCACGGUCGCCACUGUCAUGAGCACGCUGACACGCUCCCUCAAGACGCUGAUCAAUAAGUAAGCCAGCCCAGUGUGCUGGGCCCGUGUGCCAGUGGUUCUCAAGUCACAGGGGUCUGGGGAGGAUGCAUGUCUGCAGGCCCUGCGUCCAGCAGGGGUUGUGGCAGCCAAGAUGCUCUUUUACCUCUGCAGAACGGGUGGUUGUGGCAGUGGUGCUUCAAAGGGUAAGUUGGUGCCCUGUCACAGGCUGUGCAACCAGCUCAUCAGGGGUCUCAAGCAGCUGCUCUGCUUGCUCUCCCACCUUGCCUGGUUGGUGACAGCACCUGGGGAGCACAGUCAUGCCCCCUCCGUGCUUAUUUUGGUUUCAUGUGAUUCUGAGCCUCGCUUGUGCAAAGACCUUUGUCAAGGUGUGUGGUGGGCCAGGGUGUUAGCAGGAAAAGAGCUGAGGUCUUCUGGCUUCACUUGGGCAGUUUGGAGCCAAGCCAGUGUCUUGCCACAUAAAAGUGAAGUCUUCUGGCUUCAAUUAGGCAGUUUGGAGCCAAGCCAGUGUCUUGCCACAUAGACAGCUCUUCUGCCUCCAGGGUCUCCCUGGCCCACAAAUGCAGAGUCAUUAUCAGCAGAAGGAUUCUCUGGGGUGCAUGUUCUGCAGCUGUGCUAGGGCUUGGGAUGUUGGCCUAGCAUGGGCAGGAUGCUGUAAUCCUAGGGUAGAGCCCUAGCUAGCAGUCUCUACCCUCACCACCUGGGCACCAGUGCCCUAAUCCUGAGCACAGCUACUGCUUGUGCAGGAGAUGGAGGCUUGAUGUGUGCAAGUAGGGAGGCUCUGUCAGCCCAGCAUCGGUGCCAGGAAAGCACAUGGAGCAGACCACCCUGAGUGCCAUCACACAGCACAUGCAGGACAGCCAGGUGCUCAGGCCGAGUCAGAAUGGGUUUACAAAAGGCAGGUCCUACUUGACUAACCUUGUCUCCUUCUACAAGGUGACCCAUCUAGAGGAUGAAGAAAGGGGUGCUGUCUGCCUAGGCUUCAGUUAUGCCUUUCACAGCGCUUCCCCUGGCAUUCCCUUAGAGAAACUGGCCCCUGAUGGCUUAGGGGUACUCUCUGCUGGGUAAAACAAUGCCUGCAUGGCCACGUCCAAAGGUGAUGGUGAGUGGAGUUAAAUCCAGUUAGCAGCUGGCCACAAGUGGUGCUCCUCAGGGCUCAGGAUAGAGGCUUGUUCUCUUUCAUCUCUGUAUCAGUGAUUUGGACGAGGGGAUCGGGUGCAGCCUCAGUAAGUUUGCAUGUGGCACCAAGCUGGGCCAAAAUGCCAGAGGUGGUGGUCAAGCAUCCUGGCUUGCAUCAGCAGUCGUGUGGCCAGCAGGGCUAGGGAAGUGAUUGUCCUUCCAUAUUCAGCACUGGGGAAGCCAUACCUCAAACACCGGGUUCAGUUUUGGGCCCCUCCCUACAGAGGACAUUGAAGGGCUGAAAUGUGUCCAAAGAAGGGCAAUGAAGCUGAUGGAGGGUCGAGGGAACAAGCCUUAGGAGGAGUGGGUGGGAGAAUUAGGAUUGUUUGGUCUGGAGAAAAGGAAGCUGAGGGGAGACUUUAUCACUCUCUACAACUUCUUGAAGUGUCAAGAAGUUGUAGCAAGGUGGUUGUUGGGCUCUUCUCCCAAGUAUCAAGUGUUAGGACAAGAGGAAAUGACCUCAAGUGGCACCAGGGGAGGUUUAGAUUGGAUAUUAGGGAAAUUUUCUCAAGGGUUGUCGAGGUUGGAACAGGCUGCCCAGGGAAUUGGUUGAGUCACCAUCCCCAGAGGUGUUUAAAAGACAUGAGGGUGAGGCACUCAGUGACAUGGUUUAGUGGUGGACUUGGAAGCCCUAGGUUAACAGUUGGACUCAAAAGACUGCACUGAGUCUUUUCCAACCUAAGCAAUUCUUUGAUUCUAUGACUCUGUGUUCCACUCCCUCUGCUGGAUCACUGUGUCCAUGCUAGAGAGACUUCAAGGAUCCAGACUGAUCUUUGACCAUUGCAAGCAGAAGCUGGGCUGGCAGCUGAAAGGUGACCUCUUUCACACCAUUCUCCAGAUGCCAUGCCUGUGCUUCCGAGGCUCAGCCCAAACCUGUUCUGAUUUCCUUUCACCAUGCCCAUCAGAGAGAAGCCCCAGAGAAGCUUUGUCAGUGAGCCAUGGCUGGCCCCGAAGCCAUGUGGUGCUACUGGCACCAGCCACAGCAGCUCCCUCCUUGCCAGAGUGCUGGAGUCCUUUUCCUGUCCCCACCAGACUGACUGCCAUGAGAAGUUUAGUGCUGAGUGAUGGUUAUUUGGAGUUGGGGGUUUGGAGUGGGGGUUUUUCCGCUCCCAGGUGGAUGGUGAAAUGAUUCCUCACUGCCUCCCUUCACAUCCUGAGGUUUCUCUCUUUCCUCCCAGCCCAGCUUCUAGAAUCAGAUCACCUUAACUGGUGCUUCACUGCAGUCACCCACCCUCCAAAACAGAACAAGGAGGGAAAUGCAAGGCUAUGCAUUGCAUUGCCCUUAUCAUGCCACCCGCUGCACACGUGCGCGGGGAGAGUGGGUCCUGCCAGGGUGCCUGGCCUCUGUCACACCCACCUCUGGCUGAGAAAAGGGACACGGGGGCAUCGGUGCCAAGGGUGAGACCAGUUGUCAAAUCCAGCCAGCUGGCCCCAGCAUUUGGGCAUGGUCAAGGCUCUGCACCCAGUCAGUCGAUGCUUCCCAUCUCUCUUGCUCCGCACAAGUAUGCACACUGGACACCUCUCGCUCUUCCACGGCCUGCUUUGCAGCCAAGGUGUCCUCUGCCACCUGCAAUAACCACCCCUGGUCCAGCCCCUGGCUGCCCCAGACUUUGGCCAAUGCUGUCAGCAAGGCAGGAGAGGACCCUGCUGUGGGGACAACCUCCUGCUUUCAAGAACCAUGUAGCAAAUCUGGAGUGGAAGAGCCAAGUCAGAUUUGGGUCUGUGGUGGGCAAAGCUUUGUUGUCCUGCUGCAGGUGGAUAGGGAGCCCUGUUCCUCUCUUUUUUUCUCUGUGUGAAUGAUCUGUUAUGAAACUCUUGAGUUUCUCCAAGCUCCAUCCCUGUUAUGCCUAUAUCAUUCCUUCAUCAAUCUCUCAGUCUAAUACAGAGGAAAAACAAACCAACAAUUUUUUAUUGUCUGUAUAUAGUAUACAUAAAUUAAAAUAAAUAUAUAUAAAUUAUAUAUAUAUAUAUAUAUAUACAAAUUUAUGUCUUGUUUUACAAACAAGAGAGAUUAAAUAUAUUCAUCUUAAUACCCAAA